This is a messenger RNA of Solanum tuberosum (potato), 2614 nucleotides long. RefSeq names its product receptor-like protein kinase HERK 1. The record is from RefSeq and is a predicted model, not a curated record. The transcript has 2 exons. Gene Ontology annotation, molecular function: transmembrane receptor protein tyrosine kinase activity; ATP binding. Bases 175 to 1227 code for a protein of 350 amino acids. Gene Ontology annotation, cellular component: plasma membrane; plasmodesma. Gene Ontology annotation, biological process: protein autophosphorylation. NCBI's taxonomy places the organism in Eukaryota, Viridiplantae, Streptophyta, Magnoliopsida, Solanales, Solanaceae.
AAAUUAAAUUCGUAGUUGAGUCACAGCAGAGCAGUGUUUUCGUAUAGCUAAAUGGAUAAUGAGGUGUUUGACUUUUGGGUUCUCUCCCUCUACAGUUUCAGUCUCUCGUCUUCUGUUUUUAUGUUUGUGAUUUGAUUCCUCAAUUUUUACUUUGAUUAAUGGUUUUAGCACACCAUGGGAAGCAAGCAUUCCAAAGGAACAACUGAUGGAGUGCCUUUUGCAGCUUUGCAGGAAGCAACUAACUACUUCGAUGAACGUUUGAUCAUUGGAGUGGGUGAUUUUGGGGAGGUUUACAGGGGUGUUUUCUGUGAUGGCACAAAGGUGGUCCUGAAAAGGCGUUACCUUAAGUCCGGACAAGGUAUUGAAGAGUUCCGAACAAAAAUUGAGAUGCUCUCUCAGUUCCGCCAUCCCUAUUUGGUUUCAUUGAUAGGAUACUGUGAUGAAAGAAAUGAGAUGAUUCUAAUUUAUGAGUACAUGGAGAAUGGGAACCUCAGUAGCCAUUUGUAUGGAUCAGAUCUACGUCUUCCCACUAUGAGCUGGGAGCAGAGGCUGGAGAUAUGCAUCGAGGCAGCCAGAGGUCUUCACUACCUUCAUACCAACGCAGUUAUACAUUGUGAUGCCAAGUCUACAAACAUAUUGCUUGAUGAGAAUUUUGUGCCAAAAAUUACUGAUUUUGGACUAUCCAAGAAAGGGCCUGAGCUUGAUCGAAUCCAUACUACCAAAUUGAUGAAAGGAACAAUGGGCUACCUUGACCCUGAAUAUUAUAGAACCCUACAUCUGACAGAAAAGUCUGAUGUUUAUUCUUUCGGUGUUGUUUUAUUCGAAGUUCUUUGUGCUAAGCCUGGUUAUCUUUCGAGGGGGAUGGUUAGUUUAGCUAAAUGGGCAAUGAAUUGGAUGACGAAGGGACAACUGGAACGAAUCAUAGAUCCCAAUCUUCUGGGCAAAAUAAGACCAGAUUCCCUAAGAAAGUUUGGAGAAACAGCGGAGAAAUGCUUAGCUGAUUCUGGUGUAGAUAGGCCAUCUAUGGGUGAGGUGCUGUGGAAUUUGGAGUAUGCACUUCAUCUCCAAGAGCCUGUCAUGCAAGAAAACAGUAUCAUCCCUCUUGGCAAGCUAUCACUGCAAAUUAAUGAUUUCAGUCAUGUUAAUGCCAGUUGUAGUGCUGCUCAGAUCGGAACAUCAAAUUCGUAUUGUGAUCUCUCUAGUGAUGAGGUUAUAAGUACGAGAUAACUAAGUGAAAAUGAAGCUUCUAUUGAUCAAAGUCAUGGAUUCCUUUAUCUACUAAUGGUAAUAGCAAACCAUGGGAGGCAAGCAUUCCAAGGGAACAACUUCGACAAGUCAUCGAGUUCCUUUUGCAGCUUUGCAGAAAGCAACUAACAACUUCGAUGAAAAUUAGUUUCUCAUUGCAGAUGGUGGAUUUGGGAAGGUUUACAGGGGUGUUUUGUGUGAUGGAACAAAGGUCGCCUUGAAAAGGCGUAAACUUGAGUCCUCACAAGGUAUUGAAGAGUUCCAAACAGAAAUUGAGAUGCUCUCUCAGCUCCGUCAUCCCUAUCUGGUUUCAUUGAUUGGAUACUGUGAUGAAAAUAAUGAGUUGAUUCUAAUUUAUGAGUACAUGGAGAAUGGGAAUCUCAGUAGCCAUUUGUAUGGCUCAGAUCUACCCAGUAUGAGCUGGGAGCAGAGGCUGGAGAUAUGCAUUGGGGUAGCCAGAGGUCUGCACUACCUUCAUACUAGCCGAAUUAUACGUUGUGAUGUCACGUCUGCAAACAUAUUGCUUGAUGAGAAUUUUGUGGCGAAAGUUGCUGAUUUUGGAAUAUCCAAGACAAGCACUGAAUUUGAUGAAACCCAUCUUAGCACAGUCGUGAAAGGAUCUUUUUGGCUACCUUGACCCUGAAUAUAUUAAAAGCCUAUAGCUGACAGAAAAAUCUGAUGUUUAUUCUUUCGGUGUUGUUUUAUGUGAAGUUGUUUGUGCUAGGCCUGCAGUAGAUCAAUCUCUUCCGAGGGAGCAGUUAAACUUAGCUGAAUGGGCAAGGAAUUCGCAGACGGGGGGACAACUCAAAAAAAUCAUAGAUCCCAAUCUUGUUGGCAAAAUAAGACCAGAUUCCCUCCGAAAGUUUGGAGAAACAGCAGUGAAAUGCUUAGCUGAUUCUGGUGUAGAUAGGCCAUCUAUGGGUGAGGUGCUGUGGAGUUUGGAGUAUGCACUUCGUCUCCAAGAGCCUGUAAUUCAACAUAAUCCUGAAGAAAACAGUACCAACUAAUAUUUCACUUCUAUUAGGAUCAUGUAUGAAGUCGGAGCAUAGGAUUAUGUUGACCCAUUUUCAACCAGCCCAUUUGCCACCACUAAUCUCUAAGAAGCACUGAAGUAAACUAGUGUAGCUACUCUAUUGCCAAUUCAGCUCAGGAAAUUCAAACAACAAAACACGAAGAUAUGGCAAAUGAAGCAUUCGUAGUUACUAUACAUCCUCUCGAUUGGGCUAGAAAAUCAUCUCCUUGACUGUGAUAUGUUCUUUCCAAGUUCAUCUGAGUACAUGUACAAUUUUCUUUUAUACCAGAACAUGUUUAUUUUGCUAGUAUUAUUUGAUACAAAUUAUUAAGUAAGAAAAUGAACUGUUAUUUCUAA